Aureococcus anophagefferens is the source of this 1833-nucleotide messenger RNA. RefSeq lists its product as hypothetical. Gene Ontology annotation, molecular function: sequence-specific DNA binding; DNA-binding transcription factor activity. Gene Ontology annotation, biological process: regulation of DNA-templated transcription. The transcript has a single exon. Lineage: Eukaryota; Pelagophyceae; Pelagomonadales; Pelagomonadaceae. Bases 1 to 1833 code for a protein of 610 amino acids. The record is from RefSeq and is a predicted model, not a curated record.
AUGCGUGCGCCGGCCGGCCGCGGCGGCGGCUCGAUCGCGUCGACCGCCGACGGCGGACCCGGCUCGCGGGGCCCCGGGGGCGACGGCCCGGGCGCGCCGGGGUCGUCGUUCGCCGCCGCCGGCGCCGCGCCGCGCGUCGACGGCGGCGUCGUCGCCGCCCUCGAGGCGUCGGUCGCGUACGACGCGUUCGCCGCGGCGCUCGACGACGUCGCCGCCGCCGCGGUCUGCGCCGCGGCGGCCCUCGACGUCGGCGGCGUUUCGCUCGCCGUCGUCGCCGUCGGCCCCGCGAUCCUCGGCGACGUCGUCGUCCGCAUGGCCGCGACGUGGCUCGGCGGCGCGGCGGCGCCGGCGUGGACGCUUCCGGCGGAAGCGGUUCCGCUUCCGCUGUGGGGCCCGCCGGGCCGCUGCCCCGUCGCCGCCGCGAGCGCGGCCGCGGCGUCGCGCGAGCGCGCGGCCGCCGACGACGUGCUCCGCGCCACGCCGUCGCGCGACCCGGGCGCCUACGUGCGCGCCGCGGCGGACAUCGCGGAAGCGGCCGUCGUCCGCGGCGCCGCGCGCCGCGUCGCGGCCGUCGCCGGCGCCGGCGGCCGGUCCCUCGCGAGCCCCGCGGUGCUCGCGGCGACGGCGGGCGCGGCCCAGGCGGCCUUGGCCCGCGAGCCCGCCUGGGCCAAGUUCGCGGGCGCCGCGUCCGACUUCUUUUCGCUCGCGAACCGUUGCGACGCCGCGGCCGCGGUCAUGCGGCCCUCGAGCCGCGCCUGGGAGCGCGCGCUCGGCGGCGUCUCGGCCGAGCGCGCCGUGGCGCCCGCCGAGCGCAUCGCCGCGCCCGAGCGCGCCGCGGCGCCCGCGGAGCGCGCCGCCGCGCCCGCGGAGGGCGCGCCCGGCUCGCUCGUCCUCACCGCGAGGCUCGACGCUCGCGGCCGCGUCGUCGUCCGCGGCGCGGGCCGCGGCGGCGGCAUCCGGGCCGCGCGCGAGGCGCCCGCGGCGCCCGCCGUGAGCCCGGCCGGUUCCGACGGCGCCGAUCGCGGCCGCGGCGGCCCGGCGGCCGCGCUGGCCGCGCCCAAGUGGUCCUGCGUCGCGUGCACGUUCAAGAACCUGCCGUUGGACUCGACGUGCGACGUCUGCGACGAGCCGCGGCCCGGCGCCGCGCCGCCGACGCGGAGCGGGGACGACGUCGCGCCGGGCUCGCGGCGCGGCCGGUCCGCGUCGCCGCCGCCGCCCGAGCCCAAGCGCCGCGCCGUCGCGGCGGUCCCGCAGCGCCGCGCCGUCGCGGCGGUCCCGCCGUCGACGCGGACGACCCGUUCCGCGACGCGCGCGGCGGCGCCCGCGCCCGCGCCCGCGCCGCCGCUGCCCGUCUCGCCGCCGGCCGCGCCGCCGCCGCCGGCCGUCGCGCCGCCGCCGGCCGUCGCGCCGCCGCCGGCCGUCGCGCCGCCGCGGCCGCCGACGCCCGGGAAGAACCGCGCGAACGUCCCGGUCGUCCCGAAAGAGUCGGCGCAGUUCCCCGCGAAGCUCCGCGAGAUCCUCGAGGAGCCGCGCCACGCGCUCGUCGUCGCCUGGCGCGCGGAGACGCAGUCCUUCCGCGUCCUCGACAAGCGGGCCUUCUGCGAGCGGGUGCUGCCGGCGUACUUCAAGCUCAAGACGCCCGCGGCCGACGGCGACGGCCCGAAGAAGAUGUUCGCCUCCUUCGUCCGCCAGCUGAGCUACUACGGCUUCCACAAGAUGGCCCGCGACGUCGACGAGUGGCGCGUCGUCGACGACGCCACGAUCACGUCGCCCGGCGACUUCUCCCGCCUCAAACGCCACCUCCCGGCCUCGCGCGCCGCCAACCGCCUCUGA